CGAACUUCUAACCUGCACGUAAACAAAAACAGUUUAAAUUUUCAUAAACUGCUUAACGUUUAAAGACGUGUUCAAAAUUUUCAGAAACUAACACUUACUCUUGAAUUUAAUGUUCACUUCAAUAUUAUUGAUGACAAAUAAUGGAGAAUAAAUUGAAACGAUAUGAAAAAAUUGAAUUUCUUGGAGAAGGACAAUUUGCAACAGUGUAUAAAGCUAGAGAUGUAGAAACUGAGAACAUAGUGGCCGUAAAAAAAAUCAAAAUAGGUAGUCGACAAGAAGCUCAAGAUGGAAUAAAUAGAACAGCUUUGAGAGAAAUAAAGCUCCUCCAAGAAUUGCACCAUAAAAAUCUAAUUGGCCUACUAGAUGUGUUUGGGCAUAUGUCUAAUGUUUCACUUGUUUUUGAUUUUAUGGACACAGAUCUUGAAGUUAUAAUCAAAGAUAAUAGUAUCAUCAUCACGACUGCCAACAUAAAAUCAUAUAUGUUACAGACACUUCACGGUUUGGAAUUUUUACACUUGAACUGGAUACUACACAGAGACUUGAAACCAAAUAAUUUGCUUGUGAAUUCAAGUGGAGUUCUGAAAAUAGGAGAUUUUGGAUUAGCCAAGUUAUAUGGAUCUCCAAAUCGAAUAAAUACCCAUCAGGUUGUUACACGGUGGUACCGAGCGCCUGAACUUUUAUAUGGUGCAAAACAAUAUAGCACUGGUAUUGAUAUGUGGGCAGUAGGUUGUAUAUUAGCUGAACUAUUACUAAGAGUUCCUGUGUUCCCAGGAGAAUCUGAUUUGGAUCAACUAACAAAGAUUUUUGGAGUAUUAGGAAACCCUACCGAAGAAAAUUGGCCGGGAGUGAAAAGUUUAACGGACUACAUAGAAUUCAUACCUUUCACUCCUAUUCCCCUCAAGAAUAUUUUCACUGCUGCUGGGGACGAUUUAUUGGAUUUACUGGAGGGUCUCCUAGUUUUGAAUCCAAUUAAAAGAAGAGAAUGUACAGAAUGUUUGCAAAUGCCAUUUUUCAGCAAUAAACCCGCUCCAACUCCUGGUUCUAAACUGCCACUACCCCAGUGUAUAAAAAAGGUUAAGGAAAAUGAGAAACCUUCUUUGAAGCGGAAAAUAUUAGAUGCUGCUGAUGGGGGAACCUUGUCGAAAAGGUUAUUUUUUUAACAUAGAGGUUUGAAAAAUUAAUCUAUAGAAUUUUUAAAUAAUCAUUCCUAACUUAAAAAAUGAAUUUUGUAAAUUUUUUUUUUCGUAUUUCAGAAUAAGUAUGGGUUAACUCACUGAUUUCAGUUUGUUGUUUUGUUGAAAAUAAUAAAAAAAUGAAACAAGA
Leptinotarsa decemlineata (Colorado potato beetle) is the source of this 1323-nucleotide messenger RNA. It is a transcript of the gene Cdk7, whose product is annotated as Cyclin-dependent kinase 7. Gene Ontology annotation, cellular component: nucleus; transcription factor TFIIK complex; transcription factor TFIIH holo complex. NCBI's taxonomy places the organism in Eukaryota, Metazoa, Arthropoda, Insecta, Coleoptera, Chrysomelidae. Gene Ontology annotation, molecular function: ATP binding; cyclin-dependent protein serine/threonine kinase activity; RNA polymerase II CTD heptapeptide repeat kinase activity. The record is from RefSeq and is a predicted model, not a curated record. Gene Ontology annotation, biological process: positive regulation of transcription by RNA polymerase II; protein phosphorylation.